ACUGUGUCCUUCUAAUGACUCGUCUCUGGUCGACUACUUGGGUGUAACCGCAGCAGGUUGCAGCGUUGAUACUACAAAACAAACGCACCAUGGACAUGUGGCGUUACCACUAAGCUAAAAUGAUUUUAUUAUGGAUCCAGAGCAAGCCCCUAUGUCUUUGUUUUUGUGAGGAAACUCAAUAGUAGUUAUGAUGUACAUUUGAACAUUUUAUUCACAUGUUUACAUCUACCCCAUCUUCAAAUUUGAUAAUACAGUAACUAGUAGACGUCAGUACUGUUAGUUUUAGCCGUAGUUAAGUUUUAGCUCACUAAUAAACUGGAGAUUAAAUUUGUGUCAUUCGGUUUGAGUCCAGGGAUAAAAACACAUAUAUAACAUGAUCGUUGUGUGGGAGGAAAUGCUCACACAACAAUGUCAUGUCGUUGUGUGAGUGAUAAAAACGAGAAAGACUUCAAAAUGUACAGUCGUGACUUAAAAACUACCAACGAGCCACGGUUCCACGAUGACCAUCUUGUGCUGUGUGUACUCUUUGGCUCCGCUGCUUAGCAACAAACAUUAGCGAGCUAGCCAGUUGCCUGGUUAGCCACUCGCGAGCGCAACGUAGUUAGCCGAAAGCCUGGCUCGCGGACUGACAGUGAUGAGUAUAGAUCGUGAUUGGCAUCCUGUAAACGUCACAUAUUUAACCCAGUUAUCGACGUAAAUCAAACUUCGUCCGUCGUUGCGAUGCAGAUAGCAUUCGGUGUGUGGAGACAGUAGACACGUAGUACAAACAGGUGUAGCAGAAGGUUAUUUUACUCCGGGGGAAAAUGGCUAACCCUAGCUAGUUAACAGUAGCACCGGAGUCACCAGCGUCUUCCUGCUGCCAUAGAGAAGAGCAAAGUCAGAGGCUGUAGAAAUGUGAUGGUGGCUUAGCUGGCAGAUUAGCUGUUCUAAUGUUGGCGGACAUCGGAUGAGCUGUUGAGCGAUUUUACAGGUGGUACAUGUGUCCGUGUCGCUUUAUCAAAACAACCCGGGCCGAGUGGAAUUGAGAAAACCAGCCAGCCAUCGCCACCAUGUUGGAGGAGGACAUGGAAGUGGCCAUCAAGGUGGUCGUCGUCGGCAACGGAGCCGUCGGCAAAUCCAGUAUGAUCCAACGUUACUGCAAGGGCAUCUUCACUAAGGACUACAAAAAGACCAUUGGCGUGGACUUCCUGGAAAGACAGAUACUUGUCAACGAUGAAGAGGUGAGACUAAUGCUUUGGGACACCGCAGGGCAGGAGGAGUUUGACGCCAUAACCAAGGCCUAUUAUCGUGGUGCACAAGCAUGUGUGCUCGUCUACUCCACGACAGACAGAGAGUCAUUUCAGGCCAUUGACAGCUGGAGGGAGAAGGUGGAGGCAGAGGUCGGAGAUAUUCCUACAGUUCUCGUGCAGAACAAAAUUGACCUCCUGGAAGAAACGGUUAUAAAAAAUGAGGAGGCAGAAGCUUUGGCUAAAAGACUGAAACUGAGAUUUUAUCGAGCUUCAGUAAAAGAGGACCUCAAUGUCAACGAGGUUUUCAAGUACUUGGCUGAAAAGUACCUCCUGCAGCUCAAACAGCAAACGGCAGAGGAGACGGAGGUGGUUCACACAACAAGCAAUAAAAUAGGUGUUUUUAAUACCACGAGUAGUAAUGUCUGCAACCAGAACUCCACCAACGGCAGAGAAGUCAUCACUUUGCGACCUAACAAACAACGGACCAAGAAGAGUAAAAAUCCUUUUGGAAGUUGCAGCCUAGUCUAGAUAGAAUCAUUUCAUUGUCGUUAUAGUCUGUUGUGACUAAGACUAGACUGGACAAUUGUUGUAUUCAGUGUAGGUAGCCACAUUCAGAGACCAAAGCCCAUAUAGACUGGGAAAUACUACUUCAACUAAUCUGAUAUAUAAUCUGUAUCCCCCCACAUCAACGGAUGAAUUUGGACCUACAUUAUCGGUCUGUCGACAUUUGUACGCUCUUGUGUAACAGCGAGAAACGCAGGUACGCUAUAUAUAUGGAAAAAAUAAUAAUAUCCGUGAGUGUAUGUGGCUUUUCUUUUGUUUCAAAUGUUGCGAUACAUAUUAUUCGUCACAUGUAUGUAUCGGCAAACAUUACAAAAUACAAAAUAUUUCCUUCCGGUCACCCAUUCAUGCAUUUCAACCGUGCAAUAGGUUUGCAUGCAUUUUUAGUAGCCGCUCCCGUUGUUUUCAAGCUUCUUUUCAAAUCGUCAACAACGUAUGGUUCAGAUGAUAGUGUUUUAAGUGUGGACACAAAAAAACACUAAUUGAAUCCAAAGUCACUUCUCGGUGCAGAAGUAUUUUUGUAUGAAUCACAACAGUGUUGAUAUUGUGCCAAACUUCCAUUGUUUGUUUGUUUUUUUCUCCGAGCUGUAAUGAAACACGAACUCUGAUUUUUGGAUGUAUCAUGAAAUGAAUAGAAUGUGCUUCUAUAACCAAAUAUGAGCAACGACUGUCAUAAAAUAGUCACUUAUUUAAAGAUUUGUUUAUCGAACUCUUAACACCAGGUUCUGGACUGGACAUAAAUGAUCUUCUGCUCUCUUUAGUCACAUUUCAUGAACUUUGGCAUCGCUGUGAGUGAAUCCAUUUUCUCUUCAAUGUAUAACUUUUCAAACUGUUGCUAUGGUUUCUUCUCCGUAAUGAGGGGUGCUACGGAAUUAUUUCUCAAUAUAACUAGUGUUUUACUUUGUUUUAUGUUAUCUUUUUGGCAAAAUGGACACCAAGCACAAAGAAAUGCAUGACGACGUGGGGAGAAGUCUUACAUUAAAUCGACUGCUUUUUUUACUUCUACACGUUACGUUUGUCUUGGAUUACAUUUGCAUGCCUAUUUUUGUGUUUUUGAAAGCUGCGUCCAGCUUCUAAUGCAGAUCAGAUGGGACUGAAUUUAUUCUUUUUUUCUAUGCUUUACUCUGUAGUCUCAACCGUUAAUCCUUAGAUUGUCACAUUUCACUUUAUUGUGUGGUUUUAUGUAAACAGUUCUUUCUUUGGUGGGGGGGAAAGUGGCACAUUUAAUGCAUGCAAGCUGUUUAUUUUCCACAUAUUCAAAGCCACAAUGCCUUGUCCAAGUUUACAUUCCCUCCCGAUGACCACCAGUAACCAUUUUAAUCCUUCUCUUGCCGUUGGUUUAUAACUGCCGUGAACCUAUAAAUAAUCAUUUCUUAAGAUUUCUC
Solea solea (common sole) is the source of this 3175-nucleotide messenger RNA. It is a transcript of the gene rab23, whose product is annotated as RAB23, member RAS oncogene family. Lineage: Eukaryota; Metazoa; Chordata; Actinopteri; Pleuronectiformes; Soleidae. The record is from RefSeq and is a predicted model, not a curated record. Gene Ontology annotation, molecular function: GTP binding; GTPase activity. The coding region runs from base 1050 to 1757 and encodes 235 amino acids. The transcript is spliced from 7 exons.